AUGACAUCACAAACAUGCAUGUACUGUUUCUCCAAGCUGGACCACCCCAUCCAUCGAAAGGUUAUAAAAGGCAAAGAUAUCAAGACAAAGGUCAAAGGAUCGUUCUUGUGUCGUAAUCCUGACUGUGUGUUGGUGCCAAACAAAAAAGUCACCAAGUCUAGAGACAACCUGUCUGCCCUCGCCAUUGGCCUUUAUGGCCUUUGCUCGUUACUCUUCCAGGAAACAUUUCCUGAAGUAUCUGCAAAAAUCAGUCAAUCCAACCUUGACUUCAUAAACAAGACCGCAUCCUUCCUAAAUGCAAGAGAAUGCUGGGACACUGGCCAUGAUGCCAGUAAUCGGGAGAAAAGUUUUGAGUUAUGGUUCCGCGCUUUUGACAUUCUCCCUGGUUUACAGAAGCAUAAGCUUUCCUUGGAGGCGGAUAUGUCACAACCCACUCCAAUCUCAGCGUCUGUCUCUAUGGUAUUACCUCUCUCUGAGGUUAUUGAUUGGCCUUCUGAGGGUCCUUUGUUGCUCAAGCGCUCCUCCUACUCAAAUAUUCAGGUGCAGGAUGCUUUCAUUUUCGAUCCUCAAUUGCAAUUUAUACAACGCAGACUAACAGCAGAAGAGAAGCGCGUUGUGAAACGCGGACGUAACCGUGUUGUUCGAUUGUAUCAAUUGUUAGACUCGCAUUCUGUGUGCUUAUCACCUUUCCUCUCUCGCCUGAUGUUGCCUUCUCAAGUUGGCUUACAUGAUGGUACUUUGGGUCCAACCACCAUCGAUGAUACAAUUCUGCCGCUGGUUACCCCAUUAGUCGAUCGUCAGACCCAGCUAAUCCAGCCUUCUCACAUGCGAAAGCUUAUUCGUAAAGCAUCCCUUUCACAGGCUAAAGAGUCCUCAGUCGCACUAGGUAAUUCAGUCAGGUUUUGGAAAUCUUUUUGGCGCAUGGAUGUUCCUUUGCCGGCUCGAAACGUUUGGUUUCGUUUGAUUCAUGGUAAGCUGCCUGCCGCUUCCAAUCUACACAAGAUUAUUCCCUCUUUCUCUCCUUUCUGCCGUCUGUGCAAUCGGGGUUCGCCUUCAGAAACCACUUGUCAUUUCUUAAUUGACUGUAGAAAAAAGUACCUCGCUUGGAAGCUCAUUUGGGCCCACUUCUUUCCUAUGUCCCCAUGGUCUCGUCAUGCACUACUGCAGGCAACCUUACAUCUGAAUUUCCCUUAACAGAAUUCAG
This is a messenger RNA of Rhizopus microsporus ATCC 52813, 1204 nucleotides long. RefSeq lists its product as uncharacterized. The transcript has 2 exons. NCBI's taxonomy places the organism in Eukaryota, Fungi, Mucoromycota, Mucoromycetes, Mucorales, Rhizopodaceae. The record is from RefSeq and is a predicted model, not a curated record. The coding region runs from base 1 to 1194 and encodes 397 amino acids.